This is a messenger RNA of Archocentrus centrarchus (flier cichlid), 2500 nucleotides long. RefSeq names its product RAB21, member RAS oncogene family (gene rab21). Gene Ontology annotation, molecular function: GTP binding; GTPase activity. The transcript has 7 exons. Lineage: Eukaryota; Metazoa; Chordata; Actinopteri; Cichliformes; Cichlidae. Bases 345 to 1004 code for a protein of 219 amino acids. The record is from RefSeq and is a predicted model, not a curated record. Gene Ontology annotation, biological process: Rab protein signal transduction.
UCCUCCGCACUCAGACGAUCUUUAGUUGAGCUAGCCGGCUAACUGUUAGCAGAGAGAGACGCCAUUAGUUGGGUGAAAAAGCAGGCAUUGGCUACAGGCUGAAACGGGACCUGUCUCCGGUUUUGGACCGGUCUCCCUCCGAGCUGCGGGCAGAUUCUGAUAAAAGUCGGGUCCGUGUGUGCUGUCGCACUGUCUCUCUCAUGAUUUUAGCUUCUUUUUGAAGUCGGAAGCCGAUGUGAGCUGCGCAGGACUUCAUUUCCGACUGGGUUAGCAUUAGCAGUGCUAGCUGUGAAACCCCCGUUUUUCCGGACAAAAAAGCGGAGGAUUUGUUUUAAGUGCCAGCCAUGGCGGCAGGAGGGGCGGCGAACAGCGGCAAGACCUAUUCGUUCAAGGUGGUGCUGCUCGGGGAAGGCUGCGUGGGGAAGACGUCGCUGGUGCUCAGAUACUGCGAGAACAAAUUUAACGACAAACACAUCACAACUCUACAGGCGUCCUUCCUCACAAAGAAGCUGAACAUCACAGGAAAAAGAGUAAACCUCGCCAUAUGGGACACGGCGGGUCAGGAGCGUUUCCACGCGUUAGGUCCCAUCUACUACAGAGACUCCAAUGGAGCCAUACUAGUGUACGACAUAACAGACGAAGACUCCUUUCAGAAGGUGAAGAACUGGGUGAAAGAGUUGAGGAAAAUGUUGGGGAACGAGAUUUGUUUAUGUAUAGUAGGUAAUAAAAUUGAUUUGGACAAAGACAGACAUGUUUCAGUGGAAGAGGCUGAGAGUUACGCCGAGUCGGUGGGAGCCAAACACUACCACACAUCAGCCAAGCUAAAUAAAGGCAUCGAGGAGCUCUUCCUGGAUCUCUGUAAAAGGAUGAUGGAAACGGCUCAGGCCGAGGAGAGGUUGAAGGGCAACGGAGCCAGCCAAUCGGCAUCGAGUAGGCGGGGUGUACAGAUCGUUGAUGACGAGCCACAGGCCACACCUGCUGGAGGCUGCUGCUCCUCUGGCUAACACACACACACACACACACACACACACACACACACUUUCUCUCUGUGCUUGCAAACAUAAUAUCCACACACACAUUUUCCAGUGUCUGUCGGUCCGCUCUACAGUAAUCUGCUGUAUCCAUUCAGCGCCGCCUCUGCUGCUAAGGAGCAUGGGAAAUCAUAUUUAAAUUUGUUUAAUCUGUGUUCCCUCCAAAAUAAAAGUACCUGAAGUCCUUAUGAUUAGAGCGAGUGUGCGUUCAGUGAUUAAAUCACUUUCUUUAAUGGUAAUAACUCCCCAUGUUAGUUUGUCAUUGAUAAACAUCCAUCUGCAGCUGUUUGUGUGUUUGUACUAAACAUUAUUAAUAAAAGACAUGAAAUCACUGAGGACAGAAAGUGGAGGCUCGCACCUUCAACACAGAUUUUUGUUUUUGUGUACUCGGGAAAGUUCUGUAGGGGUUAAACAUGCACGCACGCACACACACACACACACACACACACACACAGAACAACCCCCACUGCUGCAGAAAAACAUGAUCAUGUCUUCAAACCCAGAGGAGGAGCAGAGGACUGACAGUUUGUCACGCAGCGACUCCACCUGCUGGACAGAAGUCAAACUGCAGUGAAGUGAGCAGUUUGAAGGUUUCCUGUAAAGGUCUUAAAGCACUGACAGAAUAACGGGGGUCUCUUUUCAAAACACAACUGUGCUGCAGUUAAGUCCACCAGUUUAUGGGAGGAGCACAGCAGCUGUAAGGAAAUGUAGAAGCUCAGCUGAUUAUUUCAGGCUGCAGGUAGUCACUGGAUAAGGGCUCCGCAGAGCAUGUGGGUGCAGAAAGCUGAAGAAGGCCUCCCAGAAUUUGAAUCCCACUUGAAUAGUGUGCAUUGUAAUUUUAACGAGAGGAAAAAGUGUGUGAACUCUGACUUUAAUUGAAGCAGGAAGCUGAUAAAUGUGCUGCCAAGAAGCAGAACUGCAGAUAUAAAAUUUACAACUUCCACAUUAAGUAAAAAUGCAUUUCAAGCUUUGCAAAAAAGUCACUUUUUGUUUCGGUCUGAAAAUCAAAUUCAUUGGUAAAAAAUUUAUUUUUCAAAUACGUCAGAUAUUUGUAAAUUAUUUAGCCAAUAAAAUGUCAAAAAAAGUGAAACGUGACAUUUUAGUCUGAGUUUUGUUGCAUUCCCAAACCAAAAACCUACCUGGAGUUAAAUUUAUAUAAUCGUGUUCAGAAAUAAUUAAAUCAAUACGUUUCUAUCCAAUGAGGGAACAGUCACUAAUUGUGCUUAUGUCGCCCCCCAGUGGCAAUUUUGAGAAUAACAAGGUAUUUCUAAUUACAGAAAAGCAGGAAAUCUGUGCUAUCGGAUUGUUUUUGUGAUGGAUGGCUGGGGGAAGAAAGCAGCUCUCCUCCUCUUCCUCCCCCUGAUUCAGUGUGUUUUACACACACUUUAUGGAAAUGAUACUGUGCAUGUCUGAUUUCUGUAAAUGAGUUUUUGUCUGACUUUUCAAAUAAAAAAAAUCCUGUGCAGUGA